Molecule: messenger RNA, 1464 nt
Organism: Corylus avellana
Lineage: Eukaryota; Viridiplantae; Streptophyta; Magnoliopsida; Fagales; Betulaceae
Product: dof zinc finger protein DOF3.6
Biological process (GO): regulation of DNA-templated transcription
Molecular function (GO): DNA binding; DNA-binding transcription factor activity
Source: RefSeq, a predicted model, not a curated record
UUAUCUUUCCGUCUCCUUCUGAUCUCUUUCUCUGCAACUCCCUCCCUUGAUGUGAUUCUCCACCAACAUCUCCAAAAGAAACCCCAUCAACCUUUACAAAAGAGAAAGCUCUAAUUAAGAGCCAUGGUUUUCUCAUCCCUUCCCGUCUAUCUGGAUCCGCCCAACUGGCAGCAACAGCAACAAAAUUAUCAACAACCACCACACGGUCAUGGAGCUGAGAAUCCCCAGCUCCCACCUCCACCGCCGCCACCGACCGGUGGCCCCGGCUCGAUCAGGCCAGGUUCGAUGGCGGAUCGAGCACGGCAAGCCAAGAUUCCACAGCCUGAGGCGACCCUCAAAUGCCCGAGAUGCGAAUCCACAAAUACAAAGUUUUGCUACUUCAACAACUAUAGCCUCACACAACCUCGCCACUUUUGCAAGACCUGUCGGCGCUACUGGACAAGAGGAGGUGCACUAAGGAACGUGCCGGUUGGCGGUGGUUGUAGAAGAAACAAAAGAAGCAAAAGCAGCAGCAGAUCCAAAUCUCCUGCCACAGCCGAGAUUUCCACCAGUACUACUGUAUCUUCUAGUGGCUGCGCAGCCACUGAUCAUAUGUUAGGCCAUUUGCCACCUCCGCCGCCUCCAAACUUGUCUUUUUUGCCUACUUUGCAUCAUCUAACUGAUUAUGCUUCUGGGGACCUCGGCUUAAAUUUCGGUGGAUAUCCGCCAACUGUGGCGGCAACAGGCGGUGAUGUUCAAUAUCAAAUUGGUGCUAGUUCAAGUGGGGGUAGGUCUUUUUUGUCAGCUGGCUUUGCUGAGCAGUGGAGGCUGCAGCAAGUGCAACAAGUGCAGCAGUUUCCUUUCUUGGCUAAUUUGGAAGCACCAAUUGGGUUGUUUCAAUAUGAUCAGGGUGGGAAUGUUGAGCCGGCGCCGCCGUCAAGCUAUCUCCGGUCUAAGCCAUUGGAUUCUGAAGUAUCAGUGAAAAUGGAAGAUAAUCAAGGGCUGAAUUUGUCAAGAUCUCAUUUGGGUACUUCAGGAAAUGAUCAAUACUCAUGGGGUGGUGGCAAUGGCAAUGCAUGGAGUGAUAAUAUUUCUGGUUUCACCUCUUCCACCACCCAUAUGUUGUGAUUUUGAAUAUCUCUCUUCUCUUCUCUUCUCAUCUCUCUAAAGAAAUGAUCGUCUUAGAGUUUCAUUCAACAACCCUAGCUAACUUUGCAAUUUCCAAUACAAAAGAAUCUAAGAAGGUGAAAUGGGAAGGCUGGAACAACAAUUCCUUUGUGAUCUGCUCAACAAGUUAGAAAUGGUAGGCUUCGUGUCUGAAAUUUCUUUGAGGUUGUGAAUUUUUCUUCUUCUUCUUCUUCUUCUUCUUCUUCUUGUAUUCUAUGUAUGUUGACGAAGUAGAGUGUGUUCAUUGAGCCUGAUAUGCAUAACUUGAUCAAAUGCACUGUAUACUAAGUGAUUUUCUUGAAAUGAUAUGUGAAAAUG